Molecule: messenger RNA, 1293 nt
Organism: Diuraphis noxia (Russian wheat aphid)
Lineage: Eukaryota; Metazoa; Arthropoda; Insecta; Hemiptera; Aphididae
Source: RefSeq, a predicted model, not a curated record
AUGGUACUCGACGAAUCGUCGCAGAAAAUGCUAACGGACCUCAAAAGAAAGCGGGGCGUCAUAAAGGCAUCGUUAAAGCGAAUAAUAACAUUUGUAAACAAAUUUGAUCCCGUCGAACAUGCAAUUUCACUUCUCGAUUUUCGGCAAGAAGAGCUUCCGCAGAUAAAUCGAAAGUUCGAUUCUAUUCAAUGUGAAAUUGAAUUAAUCGCAGUAGAUGAUAUGGAAGGCGCUGAACAAGAGCGAGAAGGGUUUGAGGCUGAUUAUUAUAACAUAAGAUCCCGUAUACAAGAACUAAUAAAUGCAGAAAGACCAACUAGUACGACAGGACAAAACGUGUCAUUUGGAAACACCUCAAUUAGCAAUCGAGCGCAGCUAGCUCCUAUACCAUUACCCAAGUUCAACGGCAACAUUCAAGAUUGGCCAUCAUUCCAUGAUGUUUUUAAGGCAAUGGUUCACCACGACGAUUCACUAUCAGCUGCGCAAAAGUUUUAUUAUUUAAGGUCGAGUCUAACCAACCAAGCGUUAGAUUUAGUCAAAUCAAUACCGAUUACUGAUGCUAACUAUGAAGCCGUGAUUCAAAGGUCGAAACAGCGUUAUGAUAACAAAGGUCUGAUUAUACAAUCACACAUCAGGUCAAUUUUGGAAUCACCAAGAGCAGAAGAGGCAUCGGCAACUUCACUACAAGGUUUAUACUCUCGCGUAUGUGCACACGUAGCAGCAUUGCGAUCAAUAGGGCAACCAGUGGAGCACUGGGAUGCGUGGCUAAUUACCAUUAUCAUAGAAAAACUAGACAAGAAUACUGCUCAUGGGUGGCAACUACACCAAAGAAACACAGAUUUACCAAAAUAUGAACAGUUAAAGGAGUUUUUAUUAGGUCGAUGCAUCGUCUUGCAGAGUACAGAAGCGCAUAUGAAAGGCACGGACAAGCCAACACAUUGCUCCAAAAAUAGAGUAUCAAACACCAGGGGAAAUGGGCAAUCAAGCAUUGUAAGAAAAACACUGCUGAGCGCCAGCAAAAAUCCACAAACACCUUGUCCCUAUUGUAUGGAGGAUCACAAAUUGUUUGCUUGUGAAACCUUCAAGGCUCUCAAAACACCUGCGCGACUGGAUUUUGUGAGAUCCGAAAGAUUAUGCUUCAAUCGCCUUGCUCCAUUUCACAAUGCUGACAGUUGUAAAUCCAUCUACUCGUGUAAGAAAUGUAGCAAAAAGCACAAUAUGAUGUUGCAUUUCGAAGGUCAACAGGGAGCGCUUACAGAACGCUUACUAUCGAAGGUGACAAUGACAGCGUCGUAG